AUGCCUGUCAAUUCAGCGCCCGCCGGCCAAGUGGCCGAAAGCAAAUCGAAGAAGAACAAGAAGAAGAAAGGUGGAAAGGCCGGAGCGCAGAGCGAGAAGGAUGGGAAUACUGGCGCGAACCCCGCGGAUACUAAAAAGGAUGAGCAGCAUGACGAACAAGUGGACAUGGACUCUGAUAGUGCUACGGUGAACGGAUCACAAGAGGCUGAACCAUCGACGUCAAUUACGGAGAGCCUUCAGAAUCUCUCAACCCAAGACCGAACGUCGCACUCGAACGCAAAUAAACCAGAAUCGGAUACCAUCCCAAUGAAGAAUGAAGUGGGUGACCGAGGCGCUGACGAUAGAUUUGAUGUCCUUGUGCGGGAUCGAGACUCUCUUCGGGAAGAGGUCAUCGAGAUGCGCCGUUCCCUUGAGGAGAUACAAAGCAAGCACGAUGAGGAAAUGGAAACCAUGCAAGAAAGGCUCCGAGUCUCAGAAAGCCAGAAAGAACAGGCUGAGUCGCAGUUCCACAGCUUAUUAGGGAGAGUGAAUACAAUCAAAUCUCAACUGGGCGAGAGGUUGAAGGCUGACGCCGAAGAAUUGACUGAGAAGCGAACCCAAAUUGAGCAGUACGAAAGCGAAAACGCCUCUCUGAGAGCUGAAUUGGAGGCUAGGUCUUCGAAUCUAUCGUCUCUAGAAAGCGAACGCGAGCAACAGUCAAAAGAGCUCUCCAGUCUACGAAAUAGAAUAAACCUCGCCCAGCAGAAUUGGGUAAAGGAGAAAGAGGAGCUAUUGACGCAAGAAUCAGAAUUGCGAACUGAAUUUGAAGAAGCUAAGCAGGCAAUGCAUAGCUGGGAGAUAAUUGCCAUGGAGGAGCGGUCUAUUCGGGAAAGCCUUGGAGAAAAAGUUAUAGACUUGGACGAACAGCUGUCGGCACUCAGGACGGAUUACGAGAAAGUGACAUCCGAUUAUAACUCUCAGGGAGUGGCAGUUGAAGGCCUCCAAAAAGCGUUAAAAGAAAUCCAAGCCGCUCGAAAGCAAGAGCUACGAGAACUGGUGGAGAGUACCAAUGCACAAGUAGAGGAGGUUCGAAAGAAACUGGACGAAGCAGAGAAGCGUGCUGCCGAGGCUGAUGCUGCCCGGGAAGAAACGCAAAAGAGCCUUGAAAAAGCCCUGCCGUUUGAGAAGGAGGUCAAGGAGAAGAACCUGCUCAUAGGGAAGCUUAGACAUGAAGCCGUUACAUUGAACGAGCAUCUCACAAAGGCUUUACGGUUUUUGAAGAAAGGAAAGCCUGAAGAUAACGUGGAUAGGCAUCUUGUUACGAACCACUUUUUGCAUUUCCUCUCGCUUGAUCGGUCGGACCCUAAGAAGUUCCAGAUACUGCAACUUAUUGCUGCUCUCCUAGGGUGGAACGAUGAACAACGGGAGCAAGCUGGUCUUGCUCGACCUGGUGCCUCAGGGGGUUAUAACAGCCUUAGAGCUCCACGGUCACCGUCCAUGUUCAAAACCCCUAGCUCGCCCUCUCUAGCAACAGGGUACUUCGGUACUAAUACAGACACACGGAAAGAGUCUCUAGCUGAGCUAUGGUCGAAUUUCCUUGAGCAAGAAGCGCGCGCAGAGGGAAAGCUGCCGGAGCCUGGAAACGAGAACUCCUUAGACAAGACUGCAUCAUGA
This is a messenger RNA of Nannizzia gypsea CBS 118893, 1653 nucleotides long. RefSeq lists its product as hypothetical. Gene Ontology annotation, cellular component: Golgi apparatus. Gene Ontology annotation, molecular function: small GTPase binding. Bases 1 to 1653 code for a protein of 550 amino acids. NCBI's taxonomy places the organism in Eukaryota, Fungi, Ascomycota, Eurotiomycetes, Onygenales, Arthrodermataceae. Gene Ontology annotation, biological process: Golgi organization; endoplasmic reticulum to Golgi vesicle-mediated transport. The record is from RefSeq and is a predicted model, not a curated record. The transcript is spliced from 7 exons.